Hyla sarda is the source of this 1314-nucleotide messenger RNA. Its product is annotated as receptor-type tyrosine-protein phosphatase O-like. The annotation marks the transcript as partial. Gene Ontology annotation, cellular component: GABA-ergic synapse; plasma membrane; glutamatergic synapse. Gene Ontology annotation, biological process: regulation of glomerular filtration; podocyte differentiation; axon guidance. NCBI's taxonomy places the organism in Eukaryota, Metazoa, Chordata, Amphibia, Anura, Hylidae. Gene Ontology annotation, molecular function: protein tyrosine phosphatase activity; Wnt-protein binding; cadherin binding. The transcript has 8 exons. The record is from RefSeq and is a predicted model, not a curated record.
GGCCUGGACAUCCCGCACUGCGCUGCUGACCUUCCUACCAACCGAUGUAAAAACCGCUAUACAAACAUCUUACCAUAUGACUUUAGUCGAGUGAAGAUUGUGACCACCGAGGAGGAAGAUGACAACGACUACAUCAAUGCCAACUACAUCCCUGGAUACAACUCAUUACAAGAAUACAUUGCGACGCAGGGGCCUCUGCCAGACACCAGGAAUGACUUUUGGAAGAUGAUUCUCCAGCAGAAAUCACAAGUCAUCGUGAUGCUGACCCAGUGCAAUGAGAAGAGACGGAUAAAGUGUGACCAUUACUGGCCCUUUACUUCAGAGCCGGUCAGCUAUGGAGACAUCACGGUAGAGAUGGUGUCUGAGGAGGAGCAGCCAGAUUGGGCGUUGCGGGUGUUUCGAGUUUCACAUGCGCCUGACACGCAGCAUGUUAUGCAUUUCAACUUCACCGCAUGGCCGGACCACGGCGUCCCUGCAGCCAGCGCAGCUGAGAGUGUACUACAGUUUGUCUACAUGGUGCGACAGAAAGCAGCCAAAACCAAAGGACCUAUAACUGUGCACUGCAGCGCCGGUGUUGGCCGGACAGGAACAUUUAUAGCUCUGGAUCGCCUCAUGCAGCACAUACGGGACCACGAGUUUGUGGAUGUUCUGGGCCUCGUGGGAGAACUGCGCUCAUACAGGAUGUCUAUGGUGCAGACAGAGGAACAGUUCGUCUUCCUCCAUCAUUGUGUUCAGUUAAUGUGGAAGAAGAAAAGGCAGCAGUUCCGGAUCAGCGACGUCAUAUACGAAAAUGUCCACAAAUCCUAGAGCCCACCCAGUGAGGACAACGCUGUCUCCAGUUAUGGGGCGUCUCUCACUCGCUGCCCUUGAAGGAUUGAGCCGUAGAUCUGGCGUCUUCUGAACUUUCCAUCAUGUUUUUUUUUAGUAUGAACUUUAUUGAAUAAGACACUAAAUGGUAUCGGAAGGGGCGGGGCCGAGGUGCUGGAUCCAGGGUGGUAUCUGAAGCCUUACCAGGGAUUAUACCUCAUUCUCCACAGGAGGGCGCCGUGCGUUGCGCUCGCUCCCAGUCUUCUGUCCUGACUGUAAAGACUUUGUCCCCACAGUUGUCUGUAUCUAGUGAAGCACAAUGUCCGUGUUGUGUCCCAGACCGGAGGGCGUGGCAGAUGGAGUUUCAGCGUGGCAGGGACCACACCAUUGUGUGUGUAUUCAGUUCCCUUUGUGCUAUGUGAGUGUAUGACACAGGAUCGGUCACCGGACCGGCGCGUCUGUAAACGGGGCAAAGUGCACAUAAAAUAAUGAGAAUUGUCUAUGGAA